AUGCCCGCCAAUCGAUCCACCCCCGGUUCAUCCUCGGCCACGCUGCCACUGCCUCACGAAAUUCUCUCCUUCCGAGGCGCAGCUCCCCUGGACUCGCCCCAGGUCCUCAUCCACGACCUCGACGCCCUCGUACACAGCCAGCACCACCAGCGUCUCGAGCGCCAACGCCAGCAGCCGCCCGCCGCGCUCGCUCCACACACCCUAGACCCUGCCUGGCACGACGACUACCACAGCUUCCAGGAGAUCGCAGACCACCUCCUUGAUCUCGAGCACGCUUACCCCUCCCACGCACGCCGCAUCCAGAUCGCAACCACCCACGAGGGCCGCCCCAUCUACGCCCUCAAGCUCGCCAAGCGCCAGCCAGCUCCGCCCAACGACGGCGACGACGACGGCGACGGCGAUGGCGAGCUGUCACCCCAGAAAAAGAACAGCAAGAAGAACAAGGGCAAAAAGGGCGGCGACAAAAAGAAGAAGAAGAAGAAGCACCGCAAGCCGGAGCCAAUCGGUAUCGUCAUUGCCGCCGAGCAGCAUGCAAGAGAGUGGAUCUCGACGUCGACGUCGCUCUUUUUCGCCUCAGAGCUGCUCCGGUCGGCGCUGGGUAGCCCGCAUCCGCAGCCUCAUCCUCACCCUGGUCCCGACCCCAACCCCAACCCCGACCCCAAUCCCGCCCCAAACCCUCCUCCGUCAAACUCGGACGACAACGACGAUGACGACGACGAGCCUGACACGCGCCUGCCCUCGCUGCCCUGGUCGCGCAAGCAGGCGCGACGCAUUCUCGAGCGCUUCAGCCUGACUGUCAUUCCGCUCUCGAAUCCGGACGGGUACGUGCACAGUUGGGACGAGAACCGCAUGUGGCGAAAGAACCGGCAGCCAACGACGGCCGCGGGCGACGAGGCCGGCUGCGUCGGCGUCGACCUCAACCGCAACUGGGGCUUCCACUUUGAUGCCGGCCUCAACCCUUGCAGCGAGGCGUAUGCCGGCGACAAGGCAUUCGACGCCAUCGAGACGCGCGCCAUGGCCCAGUACAUUGACGACCCCGCCAACGGCGUCGAGGGCUUCAUCGACCUGCACAGCUACGGCCAGCUGCUGACGUAUCCCUACUCGUUUUCAUGCUCUGAGGCCGUGGGCGACGAAGAGGACUUGCUCGAGGUAUCGCUGGGAGCGGUGCGUGCGCUCCGAAACGUGCACAAGCGCACAUUUACGAGCGGCAGGACGUGCGAAGUCGUCGGCGAGGCGGGCGGCAAUGCAAUCGACUGGACGUACAGCGUCAAGUGGUCCUUCAGCCUCGAGCUGCGCGAUGGCGGGACGUACGGAUUCCUCCUGCCGCCCGAGCAGAUCCGUCCGACGGGCGAAGAGACGGGCGCGGCCCUCGUCUACCUCCUCGACUUUAUCCACGAACGCGAAAAGGACAAGCAGAAGAGCGGACACCAUCGUCUUCAGUGA
Pseudozyma flocculosa PF-1 is the source of this 1443-nucleotide messenger RNA. RefSeq lists its product as uncharacterized. The record is from RefSeq and is a predicted model, not a curated record. Gene Ontology annotation, biological process: proteolysis. Gene Ontology annotation, molecular function: zinc ion binding; metallocarboxypeptidase activity. Lineage: Eukaryota; Fungi; Basidiomycota; Ustilaginomycetes; Ustilaginales; Ustilaginaceae. Bases 1 to 1443 code for a protein of 480 amino acids. The transcript has 4 exons.